AUGACAGCAACAACAGUACCAGAAGCCGCCACUGGCGUUCUUCCGCGUGCGGACGGGUCUGCCAAGUACUCUCACGCGGGUUACAUCGUGACAGGCUCGGUGAAUGGGCCCAUUGAAGCGCAGCGGCGGGAUGAGCACCCAUAUGAGGCACACGUCGAUGUCAUCGUACGACCAGCAGCAGGGAUCGGGGGAACCCGGGAGCGGCACCUCGAGUCGAUUCUACAAUCCUCACUCGCCCAGAUCAUCCUUGUCAAGAACUUCCCGCGAUCUCUCAUCCAAAUAGUUCUACAGAUCGAGCACUCGCCAGAGAAUGACUAUGUGAACACAAAGUUGGUUCAGGCUAACCUGAACAUCUCCAUCAUGCCUGCACUAUUCCAGACUUCUGUGUUAGCGCUUCUCUCAGCCGGCGUGCCGAUGAAAGCAAUAGCAACUGCUACUGCUGUAGCGCUAAGUCAUCAAAAUGGCACAAAACAAACGAUAGUUGAUCCCUCGCCGAGGGAGGUUGAGACCGCCCAGUCAGUGCACGUCCUGGCUUUCACGUCUCAUGACGAGCUGCUUCUUGCUGAGAGCGAGGGCCACUUUACGGUCAAUGAAUGGGACGACGUCUACGAAACUGCCAGGAAAGUUUGCUGUCGACCUACGACACAAAAGGAGGGUAUUGCCAUGGUACUCGACGAUGAGGAUGCCAGCGGGCCGGAUAUGCGGCACUUUGUGAGGUCAACAAUGGAAUCAAAAGUGGCUACGGACCUGCAUUGGAAGUGA
Messenger RNA from Chaetomium strumarium, 762 nucleotides. RefSeq lists its product as uncharacterized. The transcript is spliced from 3 exons. Lineage: Eukaryota; Fungi; Ascomycota; Sordariomycetes; Sordariales; Chaetomiaceae. Gene Ontology annotation, cellular component: nuclear exosome (RNase complex); nucleolus; cytoplasmic exosome (RNase complex). Bases 1 to 762 code for a protein of 253 amino acids. The record is from RefSeq and is a predicted model, not a curated record. Gene Ontology annotation, biological process: poly(A)-dependent snoRNA 3'-end processing; U4 snRNA 3'-end processing; rRNA catabolic process.